GUCAAAGCAAAAGAUAUGCCUUCUUUGCUUGAACCAUCUUCUCUCUCCCGUAGAGAAAAAAGGAACCUAACUGAUCAACAAAGGCGAGAGAUUUUGGAGAUUCUGUUUUCAAAGAGUGCAUCUGGGAAAUUAAGAAGGGGGUGUCUCAAGGAGGUAGCUACAAUGUAUUCCGUCAAUCCGAGGACAAUACGACAAAUUGUGCAGAAAGCAAAUUCUUGUAUUGCCAAUGGAUUGACAGUUGAUGUACCCCCCAAUUUGCGAGGACGAGUUGGCCGCAAGAGAGUGCAAUUGGACCUCAACAAAAUCGCUGCACUUCCGUACAGCCAACGAACCAAUAUCCGUUCAAUAGCAGAAGCCCUGAAAGUGCCGAGAACGACAAUCCAUCGGCGAGUUAAAGAUGGAGUGAUGAGGCCGCAUACCAAUCCAUUGAAGCCAUGCCUAAGUGAAGAAGGUAAGAGGGCACGACUUCAAUUUUGCCUGUCCAUGCUUGAGCCAUCUAGUUUUGAAAGCCAACCAACUUUCAAAAAUAUGUACAAUUACGUGCAUAUUGAUGAAAAAUGGUUUUAUAUGACUAAAGAGUCGGAAAGGUAUUAUCUACUUCCCCACGAAAAUGAGCCCCUACGAACUUGCAAAAGCAAACAUUUCAUUACAAAAGUUAUGUUCCUAGCGGCCGUAGCUCGACCAAGGUUUGACACCACCCGAAAUCAAGAGUUUUCUGGUAAGAUUGGAAUUUUUCCCUUCACAUACAAAGAACCAGCCAAACGGACUAGUAAAAAUCGUGUGGCGGGUACUUUGGAAACAAAGGUCGUUGUUUCGGUUACUAAAGAGAUUAUUCGCAAGUGUUUGAUCGAAAAAGUCUUACCUGCUAUUCGAGCGAAAUGGCCACGGGGCAAUGGAAUCGAAACAAUUUGGAUUCAACAGGAUAAUGCGAGGCCUCACAUUCAUGAAUUUGAUGCAAAGUUUCUCGAAGAGGCUUCUAAAGACGGAUUUGAUAUUCAUUUGUCAUUCCAACCUCCCAACAGUCCGGAUUUAAAUGUUCUUGAUCUUGGUUUUUUUAGAGCAAUUCAAAGUUUGCAAUACCAAAAAGCACCAAAAAAUAUUGAUGAGCUUGUUUCUGCUGUUGUAAGUGCUUUUGAAGAAUUAUCACCUCAAACGCUAGAUAAUGUCUUCUUGACAUUACAAGCUUGUAUGAUUGAGAUCAUGAAGGUUAAUGGGGGAGUUGGUUACAAGGUGCCACAUAUUGGAAAAGGUGGAUUGAUGAGAGAUGGUAACCUGCCUACUCAACUUCAAUGUGACCAUGAUUUGGUGGAAAGUGUUAUGGCUCAUCUACAAAAUGGAGGCAAUUGAAGUUGGAUGACAUCUUUGUCAAGAACUUUGUUUUUGUGUUUUUGGAUGGAACUUCAAGCAACUGAGGCUGUGAUUUUCUAUGGAGCUUGAAGCAAUUGUAAAUGGCUGUGAUUUUGUAUGAAAAUCGAAGCACUUGUAAAAAAGUCUGCUGCCUAUAAAUUUUUUUGUAAAGGGUCUGCUAUGGUAGCAAACACAGAUCCUACUCCCUUUUUUGUUUUCAUGUUUAGGUAUAAUUAACCUUUUGUAAGCUUAUUACCAAUCCUUUUGGUUGAUACUGGUGGCUAUGAUCCACAUAACUAUAUGUUUUGGACAAUAAAAUGAAGUUGUUUUGUAUCGAAAAA
Molecule: messenger RNA, 1688 nt
Organism: Rhododendron vialii
Lineage: Eukaryota; Viridiplantae; Streptophyta; Magnoliopsida; Ericales; Ericaceae
Exons: 2
Coding region: 16-1347 (443 amino acids)
Molecular function (GO): nucleic acid binding
Source: RefSeq, a predicted model, not a curated record